GACCAAGCGGAAUCUUGGCUGUUUGCUGGCCAGUUUGUUAUUUGCCUAAUAAAGGCAAUAGUGGUGCAGAUCAGAUCCUGUUUCAUAAUGGACGAAAAUGUUUCUCCAGAAUGCAGUUCAGUUCAUCAGAAGAGAUCAGAUCCAGAGCCCAGCUGUGUGUCUAUGAGGAGUGACCGGUCUAUGGAGCAUCCAUAUCGUUUUAAGAGUGAAGAUACACUGAUUUAUCUCAGUUCAUUUCAUCACAAGAGAACAGAAGCAGAGUCCAGCCGUGUGUCUAUGAGGAGUGACACGUUUAUGAAUGAUCCAAUAAAUAUUAAGAAUGGAGAUGCACAGUUUAAUAUCAGACAAAACCUGCUGAAAACAUUCAGAUCAAAUCUGCUGAAGAAGUUUGAGUGUCUGUAUGAGGGAACAGCGGCGCAGGGAAACCCAACACUCCUGAAUGAGAUCUACACAGAGCUCUACAUCACAGAGAGUGAGAGUGGAGAGAUCAGUCAUGAGCAUGAGGUGAGACAGAUUGAGACACAGUCCAGGAGAUCAACAACAGAGGACACAGCGAUCAAAUGCAGAGACAUCUUUACACCUUUACCUGGACAAAACAAAGCCAUCAGAACUGUGCUGACGAAGGGAGUCGCUGGCAUAGGAAAAACAGUCUCUGUGCAGAAGUUCAUCCUGGACUGGGCUGAAGAGAAGGAGAAUCAGGACGUCCAGCUCAUAUUUCCACUUCCUUUCAGAGAGAUCAAUCUGAUGAAGGACAAAACACUCAGUCUGUCAGAUCUUCUUCAGCUCUUUUUCCCUCAAACUAAAGAAAUGGAAAUAUCCAGGGACGAAUAUAAAGUGCUGUUCAUCUUUGAUGGUCUGGACGAGUGUCGUCUGUCUCUGGAUUUUCAGAGUGCUGUGAGGUUGUGUGAGGUCAGUGAAUCCGCCUCAGUGGACGUGCUGCUGACGAACCUGAUUGUGGGGAAUCUGCUUCCCUCUGCUCUCAUCUGGAUCACCUCCAGACCAGCAGCAGCAGAUCUCGUCCCCUCUGAGUGUGUCCAUCGAUUGACAGAGGUACGAGGCUUCAGUGACCCUCAGAAGGAGGAAUACUUCAGCAAGAGAAUCAGUGAUCAGAGUCUGGCCAAUACAAUCAUCUCACAUCUGAAGUCCUCCAGGAGCCUCUACAUCAUGUGCCACAUCCCAGUGUUCUGCUGGAUCUCAGCCACUGUUCUGGAGAAGAUGUUGAGUGAAGCAGAGACUGCAAAGAUCCCCAAGACUCUCACUCAGAUGUACACACACUUCCUGAUCCUGCAGACCAACAUCAAACAUCAGAAGGACUAUGAGGAGAAGGUGACAGAUGAAGACAUGAUCCUCAAACUGGGGAAAGUGGCUUUUCAGCAGAUUAUGAAAGGCAAUAUAAUCUUCUAUAAGGAAGACCUGAGAGAGUGUGGCAUUGAUGAGGCAGAAGCUUCAGUUUACUCAGGAUUGUGCACUCAGAUCUUCAGAGAGGAGUUUGGCUUGUAUCAGGGGAAAGUCUUCAGCUUCGUUCAUCUGAGCAUUCAGGAACAUCUAGCGGCUCUAUAUGUGCACCUUUCCUGUAAAAACUACAACAGAAAUGAGUUUGAGGAAAUUAACAAACAGAAUUUGUGGUCUAAAGUUAAGGACUAUCUGUACUUAAAUUCCUCACAACUUGUUUCAUUAUCUGAGCUGCAUCAGCGAGCUGUAAAUGAGGCACUACGGAGUAAAAAUGGACAUCUGGAUCUUUUCCUGCGGUUUCUUCUGGGUCUGUCAGUGGAGGCUCAUCAGAUUCUCCUACAAGGACUAAUGAAACUGAACAGCAGGUCAGUCCAGAAUAAUAAAACAGUCGAGUGCAUCAAGAAGAAGAUCAGGACCAUCGACUCUCCAGAGAAAUCCAUCAAUCUGUUUCACUGUCUGAAUGAACUGGGUGAUCAUUCACUAGAGGAGGAAAUACAGCAGUAUCUGAAAUCUGGAAGAAUAAAGGGAGCCAAACUCUCUUCAUCUCAGUGGUCAGCUGUAGCUUUUGUGUUGUUGACAUCAGAGAAGAAGCUGGAGAAGUUUAAUAUUAAUAAAUUUGUUGCUGGAAACAAUAAAACUGAAAAACAGCUCAUUUUUAAGAAGAUGCUGCCUGUGAUUAGAGAAUCCAGAUCAGUUCAGUUGAGAGAUUGUGGUCUUACAGAAGAAGGAUGUGCUGCUUUGACUUCAGCUCUGAGAUCAAACCCUGAACACCUGAGAGAACUGGAUCUGUCCUGGAAUAAACUGGGAAAUUCAGUGACUCUUCUCUCUGCUGUACUGGAGGAUCCUCACUGUAAACUGGAGAAACUGAGGUUGAAUAAUUGUGGUCUCACAGAUGAAGGUUGUGCUGCUUUGACUUCAGCUCUGAGAUCAAACCCUGAACACCUGAGAGGACUGGAUCUGUCCUGGAAUAAACUGGGAGAUUCAGUGACUCUUCCCUUUGCUGUACUGGAGGAUCCUCGCUGUAAACUGGAGACACUGUGGUUGGUUAAUUGUGGUCUCACAGAUGAAGGUUGUGCUGCUUUGGCUUCAGCUCUGAGAUCAAACCCUGAACACCUGAGAGUCCUGGAUCUGUCCUGGAAUAAACUAGGAGAUUCAGUGACUCUUCUCUCUGCUGUAAUGGAGGAUCCUCGCUGUAAACUGAAGACACUGUGGUUGAGUUAUUGUGGUCUCACAGAUGAAGGUUGUGCUGCUUUGGCUUCAGCUCUGAAAUCAAACCCUGAACACCUGAGAGUCCUGGAUCUGUCUGGGAAUAAACUAUCAAAAUCCACAUUGAAGCUGCUCUUUGAUCUGAAGCACGACCCACUGAAUAAACUGAAAAUAUUACUCUUUUGUAAGUAUGUUUUUGAGCUGUAA
Messenger RNA from Danio aesculapii, 2865 nucleotides. Its product is annotated as NACHT, LRR and PYD domains-containing protein 3-like. The transcript has 9 exons. Gene Ontology annotation, molecular function: protein binding. The coding region runs from base 88 to 2865 and encodes 925 amino acids. The record is from RefSeq and is a predicted model, not a curated record. NCBI's taxonomy places the organism in Eukaryota, Metazoa, Chordata, Actinopteri, Cypriniformes, Danionidae.